AUGAAAGAGUAUCGAAAGAAGAUAACAGCUAAGCCACGUCAGACCAAAGUAGGUCAGGUCAGCUCAAAUCAGGUCAGAUCAGAUCAAGCCACGCCAGACCAGGUCAGACCAAGUCAUCUCAAGUCAAGUCAAACUAAGUCAAGUCACCUCAAGUCACAUGUGAAGAUCGACGACGAGGAAAUGGAAGCAAGCAAUCAAGAUCGUGCGAAGAUCGACGACGAGGAGAUAUUAUUACGACCCAUCGUACACGUCACACUACCUGGGUUGGAGUACCGCAACCUCAUGAGACGACUUUAUCGUUCUUAUAACUUUUGGGUCAGGUGUCCCAAAGACCGACAAAGAAUUUUUGGAGAUAUUGGAAACACGUUCCACAACAUUAGUAUCGUGUUGGAUGAUAUUGAAGAUGGGACAGUCCUUCGUAGAGGAAUCCCAGCUGCCCAUAUGGUAUAUGGUGUCGCUUUGAGUGUGCAGGCUACAAUAUAUAACGCAUUUCUGUUGUUUCAAAGCUUGCUACAACACUUAAAAGACAAUGAGGAUGUCGUCACUGACGAUUUUGUUAAAGUUGGUAUUGAGUUCUUCACUGGACAAGGGAUGGAAAUAUACUCCAGAGACGUCGAACAAUGUCCUACUUUUGAAGACUACGGUGUGGUGGUUUAUGGAAAAUCCGCCAGUCCGUUAUUUUGGGGAAUCCAGUUGUUGCAGCUGUUUGCCAAGAACGCAAAAAUUGACUUUAUUUUUGAAAUUUUUGACAAAAUGGGUCACUUUCUUCAGAUAUAUGACGACUACAUUAAUUUACACAAUCCUAAGUACGCAACCGUCCGAGUCUUCGCUGAUGACCUGGAUGAGGGGAAAUUUAGCUACCCCAUAAUUCAUGCCGUCCGAAGUCACCCGGAUGAUAAGCGCCUUCUGAACAUGUUAAAACAGAGACCUCUGGAUAUCGAAAGUAAGAAAGUGUUUGUAGAGAUAAUGGAAGGUUUUGGAAGUUUCGAAUUCACUCGAAAUGUGUUGGAAAAUUUAAGGAAAGGAAUUCUCGCCGAUGUGGAGAAAAUGAAACUGGAGAAAAAUCCAUAUCUGGAAAAAAUUCUUGAAGAUAUAUUCAGUCGUUUAGAAACGGAAAUAUAUUUCGACGGUUGUGACUAA
Molecule: messenger RNA, 1140 nt
Organism: Zophobas morio
Lineage: Eukaryota; Metazoa; Arthropoda; Insecta; Coleoptera; Tenebrionidae
Product: terpene synthase-like
Exons: 7
Coding region: 1-1140 (379 amino acids)
Biological process (GO): isoprenoid biosynthetic process
Molecular function (GO): prenyltransferase activity
Source: RefSeq, a predicted model, not a curated record